AAAUGGAAUAACUGAGUGGCAUCAGAUCACAAAUUUGCGCCGUUUUUGCUUUAUUCAGAAUGUCGGUAAAGGAUCGAGAGAGAUAUGAUGAAAAUGUGGAGAGUCCUAGCGAAGCCGGCUCUUUACGAAGUUUGUACGCUGACCAUGAAAUAUACGAGGAUCUGGUGAUUGGUCCUGUGGAAAUAUGGAAGCCGAAAGUUACGUUAAAAUUUAUUGGUACUGAAACAACACCCAAGGAAACUGUAAAAACAGUCGAAAUAAUAAUCAAACCACCAUAUUCGUGCCAAAUAUGUAAAAUUGGAAACAUUAAGCAUUAUAGCUGCGCUCUGUGUGAAAAAAUAAUUUUCGGCAGAGUUGGUAUGAUAAGACACUUGCGAAAACACAGUAGACCAAAAAAAAAAUGCAAAUUAUGCAAUAAAGUGUUUAAAUAUGCAAAGGGCUUAGAACGACACGUGAUAACACAUUCUGAUGAUCGACCUUUUUCUUGCAAUAUCUGUAAGAAAAGAUUCAAAAGAGAAACUACACUGUUUGCACAUAAAUAUACGCAUGAGAACAAAAAGCCAUACAAGUGUGAACACUGCACAAAGAGCUUUACUUUUAAAGGCCAGUUGCAAGCACAUUCAAGAUUACACACUGGGGAGAAACCAUACAAGUGCAAUAUAUGUUCUAAAGAGUUUACGCAGCAGACUUCUUUGAAUAAUCAUCUUUUGAAACACAAAGGCAUUAAGCCUCACCAUUGUGAGUUAUGUCCUGAGCAGUUCAGACAGGUUAGCAAUUUGAAGCAGCAUCUAGAAACUAGACAUUCAGAAAAGACUGAUAUUCAUACUAAAAAAAAGGAGAUGAAACAUGGAAAUAUGAAAGUUCAGAAGGAAAAGAAAAAGCAAAAAGUUGUUAUAUCUUGGUAUACAUGUAAAAAGUGUAAAUUUAUGUUUAGUAGUAAUGAUGAUCUUAGUAAACAUAAGAAACUUUACCAUUAUGGAUGGUGA
Molecule: messenger RNA, 986 nt
Organism: Cydia strobilella
Lineage: Eukaryota; Metazoa; Arthropoda; Insecta; Lepidoptera; Tortricidae
Product: zinc finger protein 239-like
Exons: 3
Coding region: 60-986 (308 amino acids)
Source: RefSeq, a predicted model, not a curated record